AUGGCCUGGCGCCCAGAUCAUCCUGUGAUGCUUCCCAAUGGUCGCCUCGUCUGCAGCACACGCGGACUUGUAAUUUGUCAUUACUGUACCGUGGACUACAGCUUCAUGGACGAGUCAGAGACUGUACGGAUGAUGAUACGGAGGAUUCCAAUCAAGAUGGCCCCCCCUCUCAAUGUGUUCGCUGCUGGCCCAGAGCGCAGAGUCGGCACGAAACGCACCUUCCCCACCAAGUUCAAACCCCCAAAUCAAAGUGACACGCCCGAGUCGCUUUUCCCACUCGGCAGAUCUGAGAUGGCUAGUCCACCUGUAUACCGAUUCAUUCAUCGGAACGACAACAACCAAUUCCUGAUAUACACAGAUGGCGCGUGCUUAGACAACGGUGGUGUAAACCCAAGAGCCGGUUGUUCUUUCGUUUACAGGAAUUCUACGUCGGACCCUCAAGUCUGUGGCUAUGUAGACUUCCCGCUCGAAAAACAGGGUCCCACGGGUAUUCAGCAACCGCAAACAAGCAAUCGCGCUGAAUUGCGCGCUGUCAUUGCGGCUUUACGAUUUCGAUACUGGCUUGGCGAAGGUUGUACGUGCCUCGUCAUUGCGACUGAUUCUGAGUAUGUGGUAGAGGGGAUAACGAAAUGGGUCAAAGGAUGGAUACGGAACAACUGGAAAACGAAAGUGGGAGCACCGGUCAAAAACCAGGACCUUUGGAAAUGUUUACUCGGGGAGGUAAAACGGCGAAACGAGGAAGGAAUGCAGAUUCAGUUCUGGCGUAUUCCAAGAGAAUGGAAUACAGAGGCGGACCAGCGGGCUAAAGAAGCUGCCAAUAAGGCUGCAUCUCAGAAAUUUGAAGACAUCCUCGGCCUCCUGGUUUGA
Messenger RNA from Penicillium coprophilum, 867 nucleotides. RefSeq lists its product as uncharacterized. Gene Ontology annotation, molecular function: nucleic acid binding; RNA-DNA hybrid ribonuclease activity. Lineage: Eukaryota; Fungi; Ascomycota; Eurotiomycetes; Eurotiales; Aspergillaceae. The coding region runs from base 1 to 867 and encodes 288 amino acids. Gene Ontology annotation, biological process: DNA replication, removal of RNA primer. The transcript is spliced from 2 exons. The record is from RefSeq and is a predicted model, not a curated record.